Messenger RNA from Trichomycterus rosablanca, 6768 nucleotides. Its product is annotated as mucin-2-like. Bases 371 to 5668 code for a protein of 1765 amino acids. The record is from RefSeq and is a predicted model, not a curated record. NCBI's taxonomy places the organism in Eukaryota, Metazoa, Chordata, Actinopteri, Siluriformes, Trichomycteridae. Gene Ontology annotation, biological process: microtubule cytoskeleton organization. Gene Ontology annotation, cellular component: microtubule cytoskeleton. The transcript is spliced from 18 exons.
GCCGCGGGUUUCAGGAUUUAUUCUGAUUUACCUGGUCGGAUCUGAAGCAGAUUAUUUGUAUUGAUCAGUUUUGGGAUGAUUAUUGAUCAGGGCGCGCUGCUGGGGGUCUGUCAUCCGCUUCUGUUCACCUUCAAAACACUGCGUUGUUCAUCAGUCCGGGUUGCCAGAUUGCGCUGUGAUUUUGACUAUAACAAUGGCCUUCACUUCUUAGAUAUUUAAAUUCGUGGAUUUGUUGAUAAUUUUGUUUCCUGGCGCGUUUUUAUGGUGAUUUAUUCUAAAUUAACGUCAUUUUAUUAGUUACUAGUUUAAUUAAUAGCAGGGAGGGGUUUUAAAGCUGAGCAGGACAGAGAAUCCCUGCAAUCUGGCAACCAUGAACCGGGAGGGUGACUCUCCAGUAAACAGGAAGGUGGUUAAGAGCGCGGGGGCUGCAGAGCCCGGGGUCACAGGUGCAGCAGCAUCACCAGCUGAAUCUCUGACUCCGCCCUCCGCUCCUGAGAGAAGGCUUCUGACCAAUGGGCACGCUUCACCUGUUCGUCUUCCGGCCAAUAGCAGCAACCAGCCAGAUAAUCAGUGUCUGGAGGGUUUCCUCAAAACAGACGACAGGAUGAGACUGGCGAGGGAGAGGCGAGAGGAGAGAGAGAGGAGUCUGGCGAUGAGAGAGCAGAUGAUCCUGGAGAAGGAGCGUCGAGCUCAGCUGCAGUACGAGAGGAGCAGGGAGGAGCGGUGGAGGCGUUUAGAGGAGCAGAAGCUGAAGGAGGAGCAGCGCAGGGCCGCGGUGGAGGAGAAGAGGAGGCAGCAGCUCGAGGAGGAGAAGGAACGUCUGGAAGCUCUGAUGAGAAAAUCACUGGAGAGAAGCUUACAGCUGGAGAACAGGAACAAACGCUGGACAUGGGGGGCCAACGGGGGGCCCGGUGACUCCGCCCUUCCCCAUGACCCCAUGGCUCACUCUUCUGCUGUCAACGAAUCAGGCAAUGUUCUAUCCAGUCCUCACAGGUCACCGUACCGAGGAUCACCCAGCCGCCGGCGUGCCAGGGGGACGAGUGCCGGGGCAAAUUCAGCCCCCAACACCCCAAAGAAGGAGAGAUCACACACAGGAAGAAUCACGACUGGAUCUCCUGUAAGACGAGACCGAUCUCCUGCUGACAUCAUCAAACACUCAUCAUCAAAAGGUCGUACUCAGUCUCCUGUUCCAGUACACCAUUACCCAUCAUCCCCUCUGAGACACCGACCCAACGACAAACGAGUUCUAGUUUCUGACCCUGCAGGUAAAAAACCCACAAAACCUGAGGAACCUGGGAGAGUGGACACGCCCGGAAUCAAACCCUCCGAGAGAGGAACCCCUAAACCCCCCAGUGCACCAUCAACCCCCAUAAAGGGUCGAGCAGCAAACCACGGUCCGAGGAACAGCGGGUCCGAAACACACGAGAACCGCUCAGGUACUGAGGGUACUGCAGGCAGGAACACGGUUGCUGCAGUAACGGCGGAUUCUGAUGAAGCGUCUCGUCUGUUAGCGGAGCGGCGGCGUCUCUCUCACCUGCAGAAAGAACAGGAGAGACUGAAACUUCAGCAGCAGCAGAAACAGGAAGAGGAGCAGAGGAACAGGAAGGAACGUCAGGAUGAAGAGAAGGACCCGCAGGACAAGCUGGAGAUUCAGAAGAGGGAGGUGGAGGUUCGUCAGAAGCAGAAACGAGAUCUGAUGCAGCAGCAGGAGGUGCAGGAGAGACAACAGAGGAAAAAGAGGAUUGAGGAGAUCAUGAAGAGGACGAGGACCAACAGUGGAGAGCUGAAGAACGAGGACGUUCAGGAGCUUCAGUCUCCCCCGUCACAAUCACUCUCUCCUCCAGGUGAAAUUCAAGUGAGCUCAGAGGUGACUGGUGAGGUGAAAGCUCCGCCCACCAACGGACAGGUGAGGCUACACCCACCCACACCAAUCAGCAGGCAGGAGAGCACAGAGAGGAAACUACACCCACCUGCACAGGUGAGCAGCACAGUGCACACUCAGGUGAAGAAACAGGAACAUGAGGGACAGGUGAGAAGUCCUACAUCCCAGCAGAACAACGGCCCGAUGAAAAGCCCCACCUCACCACAGGUGAAAAGCCCCGCCUCACCACAGGUGAAAAGCCCCGCCUCACCACAGGUGAAAAGCCCCGCCUCCCCACAGGUGAAAAGCCCCGCCUCCCCACAGGUGAAAAGCCCCACCUCUGAACAGGUGAAAAGCCCCACCUCCCCACAGGUGAAAAGCCCCGCCUCUGAACAGGUGAAAAGCCCCACCUCCCCACAGGUGAAAAGCCCCGCCUCUGAACAGGUGAAAAGCCCCGCCUCCCCACAGGUGAAAAGCCCCGCCUCUACACAAGUGAAAAGCCCCGCCUCUGAACAGGUAAAAAGCCCCACCUCUACACAAGUAAAAAGCCCCGCCUCCCCACAGGUGAAAAGUCCCGCCUCUUCACAGAUGAAAAGCCCCGCCUCUGAACAAGUGAAAAGCCCCGUCUCCCCACAACUGAAAAGCCCCGCCUCUCCGCAGGUGAAAAGCCCCGCCUCUGAACAGGUGAAAAGCCCCGCCUCUCCACAGGUGAAAAGUCCCGCCUCUCCACAGGUGAAAAGCCCUGCCUCUGAACAGGUGAAAAGUCCCUCCUCUCCACAGAUGAAAAGCCCCUCCUUUGAACAGGUGAAAAGUCCCGCCUCUCCACAGAUGAAAAGCCCCUCCUUUGAACAGGUGAAAAGUCCCGCCUCUCCACAGGUGAAAAGCCCCUCCUUUGAACAGGUGAAAAGUCCCGCCUCUCCACAGAUGAAAAGCCCCUCCUUUGAACAGGUGAAAAGUCCUGCCUCUCCACAGGUGAAAAGCCCCUCCUUUGAACAGGUGAAAAGUCCCGCCUCUCCACAGAUGAAAAGCCCCUCCUUUGAACAGGUGAAAAGUCCCGCCUCUCCACAGAUGAAAAGCCCCUCCUUUGAACAGGUGAAAAGUCCCGCCUCUCCACAGAUGAAAAGCCCCUCCUUUGAACAGGUGAAAAGUCCCGCCUCUCCGCAGGUGAAAAGCCCCUCCUUUGAACAGGUGAAAAGUCCCGCCUCUCCACAGGUGAAAAGCCCCUCCUUUGAACAGGUGAAAAGUCCCGCCUCUCCACAGAUGAAAAGCCCCUCCUUUGAACAGGUGAAAAGUCCCGCCUCUCCGCAGGUGAAAAGCCCCGCCUCUGAACAGGUGAAAAAUCCCGCCUCUUCACAGAUGAAAAGCCCUGCCUCUGAUCGGGUAAAAAGCCCCGCCUAUCCACAAGUAAAAAGCCCAGCCUCUCCACAGACGAAAAGUUCCGCCUCUCCGCAGGUGAAAAGCCCUGCCCUUGAUCAGCUAAAAAGCCCCUCCUUUGAACAGGUGAAAAGUCCUGCCUCUCCACAGAUGAAAAGCCCCUCCUUUGAACAGGUGAAAAGUCCCGCCUCUCCACAGGUGAAAAGCCCCUCCUUUGAACAGGUGAAAAGUCCCGCCUCUUCACAGAUGAAAAGCCCUGCCUCUGAUCGGGUAAAAAGCCCCGCCUAUCCACAAGUAAAAAGCCCAGCCUCUCCACAGACGAAAAGUUCCGCCUCUCCGCAGGUGAAAAGCCCUGCCCUUGAUCAGCUAAAAAGCCCCUCCUUUGAACAGGUGAAAAGUCCUGCCUCUCCACAGAUGAAAAGCCCCUCCUUUGAACAGGUGAAAAGUCCCGCCUCUCCACAGGUGAAAAGCCCCUCCUUUGAACAGGUGAAAAGUCCCGCCUCUCCACAGAUGAAAAGCCCCUCCUUUGAACAGGUGAAAAGUCCCGCCUCUCCACAGAUGAAAAGCCCCUCCUUUGAACAGGUGAAAAGUCCCGCCUCUCCACAGAUGAAAAGCCCCUCCUUUGAACAGGUGAAAAGUCCCGCCUCUCCACAGAUGAAAAGCCCCUCCUUUGAACAGGUGAAAAGUCCCGCCUCUCCGCAGGUGAAAAGCCCCGCCUCUGAACAGGUGAAAAAUCCCGCCUCUUCACAGAUGAAAAGCCCUGCCUCUGAUCGGGUAAAAAGCCCCGCCUAUCCACAAGUAAAAAGCCCAGCCUCUCCACAGACGAAAAGUUCCGCCUCUCCGCAGGUGAAAAGCCCUGCCCUUGAUCAGCUAAAAAGCCCCUCCUUUGAACAGGUGAAAAGUCCUGCCUCUCCACAGACGAAAAGUUCCGCCUCUCCGCAGGUGAAAAGCCCUGCCCUUGAUCAGCUAAAAAGCCCCUCCUUUGAACAGGUGAAAAGUCCUGCCUCUCCACAGGUGAAAAGCCCCGCCCCUGAUCAGGUAAAGAGCCCCUCUUUUGAACAGGUAAAAAGCCCCUCCUUUGAACAGGUAAGGAGCCCCGCCUCUGAACAGGUGAAAAGCCCCGCCUCUCAGCAGAUAAAAAGCCCCUCCUUUGAACAGGUAAGGAGCCCCACCUCACCACAGAUGAAAAGCCCCGCCUCUCAACAGGUGAAAAGUCCUGCCUCCCCACAGGUGAAAAGCCCCGCCUCUCAGCAAAAAAAAAGCCCCGCCUCACCACAGAUUAAAAGCCCCGCCUCUGAACAGGUGAAAAGUUCCGCCUCUGAGCAGGUGAAAAGCCCCGCCUCUCCUCAGAUGAAAAGCCUCGCCUCUCCUCAGAUGAAAAGCCCCGCCUCUCCUCAGAUGAAAAGUCUCUCUGAUCAGAUUAAAACCCUGGCCUCUCCAUGGGUGAAAAGCCCCGCCUCUGAACAGGUGAAAAGUCCCGCCUCUGAUCAGGUGAUAAGCCCUGCCCCCCAAACUGCAAAUGGCCAGAUAAAAAGUGACUUUUUGCAGCUGAAAUCUCCCGCCUCUGAACUAAUGAAAAGCCCUGCCUCCUUACAAGGCACCGGGCAGGUGAAAAGCCCCACCUCUCCACAGGUGAAAAGCCCCGCCUCUCCUCAGAUGAAAACUAAUGAACUAAUUAAAAGCCCCGCCUCCUUACAAGGCACCGGGCAGGUGAAAAGCCCCGCCUCUCCACAGGUGAAAAGCCCUGCCUCUCCACAGGUGAAAAGCCCUGCCUCUCCACAAAUGAACAACCAGGUGAUAAAAUCUCCCUCUGAUCAACUGAAAUCUGAACACACCUUUCAACAGGUGAACACCAAUCAGCAUCCCAACAGCCAUGUGAGGAACCCCGCCUACGAACAGGUAAAAAGUCCCGCCUCCCAGCAGGUGACGGGUCACGCCCCAGAGCAGGUGAGCGGCCGGGUGCAAAUCUCUCCGUUUCAGCACGUAAAAAACCUGCUGAUAAGCCCCGCCUCCAAACAGGUGUACAUCCAUGUAAACCCGCAGGUGAAGACCGACAUCAUAGGGUCAUCACAGGUAACAUCAAAAACCACUUUGGGUAGCCUGGCCCCCUUUAGCCCACUUCCUGUAUCACAAAUCCCGCCCCCGCCUAGUCACCUGGAGUCUCCAGGGAAAAGAGGCGGAGCCAGGAAGGAGGUGCAGUCGAUGGAGGUCAGCCCCGUGUGUAAGGAGGAGCUGGUCUCCAUCCCCAAGUUCUCUCCGGUGGCUGAAGUUCAGAAUGCGGUGAAUAACGCUCGCAGUAACGCGCUGGAGGACCUGCUGGAUCUGACGGGUCACGUGGCGUAUCCCAUAAUGCAUCACGGCACCAGGAAUGGAGACUGCAAUAAAAACGUACUUCAACCGAAACAGCCUUCGAACCCCCUGAACACCAAAUAAAGAGGAGAGAUGAAGGAAAAAGAAGCAAAAGACAAAAAUCAUGACGUUUCAUCAUCAGAUCUGUAACGUUUGAUCUUCAGAAUCAGUUCCAGUACAUAAACACACACAUACCAGUUCCAGCUCCGCCCGGUGUAUCAUCCUGACGUUUAUUCUCACCUCACCGUGAACAUCAGCACUCACCACAUCACUCAGAUCUAAUCAGUUUCUCUCUCACUGUUUAUUGUCAGACUGGCACGGCGGCUCGGUCGGUAGCAGUGUCGCUUCACAGCAAGAAUGUCUUGGGUGCUUUCUGUGUGGAGUUUUGCAUGUUCUCCCUGUGUCUGUGUGGGUUUCCUCCCACAGUACAAAAACGUGCAGUCAUGAUAAAUUGGAGAUACUAAAAUGCCCCCUAGAGGUGUGUGUGUGUGUGUGUGUGUGUGUGUGUGUGUGUGUGUGUGUGUGUGUGUGUGUGUGUGUGUGUGUUUGUCCUGUGAUAAAGUUGCACCCACUUUUUGCCCAGUGAACUGCAUCCACCGUGACCCUGACCAGGAUAAAGCGGUGGUAAAACAGUGAAUGAAUGUUUGUUGUCAGGGUAAACGUGAUGACGUGGCAUGAAUCUCUUUACUGUAUUAAACUGCUCUGUCAUGACAAACAGGAGAUAAACACACUCACUCUGUACAGCUGCUACAGCCACAGCGCCCCCUGGCUGCAGCACUCAGAAUGUGUGAUAUUAACAUAGGGAAUAAUUCUCAUAGCACAACAACGACUAACAGUAUAAAUAUGAUAUAGAAUGUUAGGGUAGCACCUUAAACAUGCGUUCCUUCGUUUAUAUAAGAUAAUAAUAUUAUACACAAAGAUAAAGUGUGUUUCAUUCAGGUGGAAUGCUAGCUCAUAAAUAUAGCAUGAAUCUAACCUGCUAACUCGCUAAACUCCCGCUGUAUUUGUAUAUAAGAACCUGUAGAUACGUUACAUGCAUUAUAGAGCGUGUAUGUAGAGUCAAAUGCAAAAGUUUGUGCACCCCGAUCGUUGAUUUUCCACAUUAAAGUAAGCGAGUAAAUACAGGAAACAAACUUGUUUAUUUACUUUAAUGUAUUGAAAUAAAAACGUCAUUAGCAGAGGUG